GUUCUGGGCAGGGGUGUGCUAUCGAUGUGUCAUGGGCGUCGCAAUUGACCACAAGAAGUCCUUCGAGUGGUUCAGCAAGUCGGCCAACCAAGGCAACUUGUACGGGCAGUGGAGGGUUGGUGAAUGCAGCUAUCGAGCAAUCGGAGUCACCCAGGACCGAGUCAAGGCAGUCGAGUGGUAUUCCAUUUCAGGCGAGCGAGGCAAUCGAUACGCCCAAAACAACCUUGGCAACUGCUACGAGUAUGGCGAAGGCGUGCCUCUCGACAUUGACACCGCCGUCUCCUGGUACCGCAAGGCUGCUGACCAGGGUUUCGAAGGCGCCAUCAACAGACUCCAGCUGCUGGGGAUUCGGUUGUGAUGCCCGAGUCCUCCUUAGUACCACCCCAAGCAAUUAACACGAAACACUCACCAUCAAGUAGCCUGAGCAGCCAUGCAGGCGUGAGCCAUCAUUGAGUGAAUUACCAAGGUGAUAUAUACGGAAUUGGAUGGAGUAUUUGACAUUCAAUACAUCCGCCAUACAAAUCAGUGCUACGCCUCAGCUUCUGUUGAUGUUGCUCGAUGAGAGAACAUCGAAUGACCCGAGAUUGGCCAACAUGAGGAACAAUAUUGAGUCUCCUUGUGCAAGUGUUGGUGGUCGAAUGUGCAGGCAUGAGCGGUAGUGCGUCCUCGCAAGCAUCAAUAUUCCGGCUCACCCAUCCUCCUCACCAGAUAUUUGGAGUUUCGCAUCAGACAAGAAAGGGAGCAUUUGUUACAACAAAAAUUACAUAUAUUUGGUGGCCAU
Polychytrium aggregatum is the source of this 781-nucleotide messenger RNA. RefSeq lists its product as uncharacterized. The record is from RefSeq and is a predicted model, not a curated record. NCBI's taxonomy places the organism in Eukaryota, Fungi, Chytridiomycota, Chytridiomycetes, Polychytriales. Bases 32 to 358 code for a protein of 108 amino acids. Gene Ontology annotation, molecular function: protein binding. The transcript has a single exon.